CAUACAAUAUAAAAGAUACAUUGGCUUUCUCACGUUAUUCCCGUACAAGCUAGAUACUUGACGAGAUCAAUGAUGCGAUGGAUUAUUGUCUUAACUAUCAGACGAUUGUGUAACUGCUUCCUUCGAACCAUACUUGUACAUUGAUAUAGUCGAGAGAUAAAACAAAGUACUUUAUAUUUGAGAGGGGAAAAAAUAUCUAUUCGAUUUACGAGAGAAAAACUUUUGAUACUUAUAUAUAUUUUAAAUCAUUGAUUAUUACACGUGAAUUGAAGUUAUAGGUAGAAAUUUAAAAGUUAUUGGAAGCAAUGAAUUUGUUUGGAAGAUGUGCUCGUCAGACAACGCAACCGAAAAAGUCAAAUGGAAUUUAUACCUGCAUUUAAAAAUUAUUUAUUUUUCUCUGAGUUUAAAUGUUGCACUCUGUGUACUUUGCCUUUACCUUGUUGGAAUUUCAUAUCAGUCAUGUGCCUCUCUUAAUUACUUACAUUUUGAUCAUGAAGACUUCCAGAUUAAACAUUCUAAUCACAGGAUACAUCGACAAAAAAGGGGGAGCUUUCGAUCAUAUAAAGAGACUUUGCAAGAAUGUGCAUAUCUAACGAACAUAUGCAAAGAACAGAAUUUAGGGCUGCCUGCGCUAAAAGGAGACAAAGGUGACCAGGGAGUAAGAGGAGAUAAAGGUGAAUUUGGAAUUUACGGAAUGACUGGACCAAGGGGACCCCCUGGUACAGCUGGACAGCCAGGAAGAGAUGGUGCUAAAGGUGACAAAGGAGAAAAGGGCCACGAGGGUUUACUUGGAUUUCCGGGCUUGAAAGGAGAAACAGGACCAUUAGGGAUAAAGGGUGACAAAGGAGACAGAGGAAUCAUAGGCCCUGGUGGCCCUAAAGGGUUUGGUGGACCUAAAGGAGAGAUUGGGGAACCAGGAGAAGAUGGCAUUCCUGGCAAACGUGGUCGAAGAGGUCCAGACGGUCUGAAGGGUCGAAAGGGAAUUAUUGGAAUAGAUGGCCCUCAAGGUCAUACAGGUCCAAAAGGUCAAAAGGGAGAGAAUGGAGAAUUAGGUGUACCAGGUUAUAGGAUCGCAUGUAAUUGUCCCAGUGGUGAAAAAGGAGAUAAGGGACAAAGAGGAUUAAUAGGUUUCACUGGAUAUAAGGGCGAUAAAGGUUCAGAUGGUCUGAAGGGUGACACAGGAUUUGGAUUAAGAGGUCUGCCAGGCACUCCUGGUAAACCUGGGAGUAACGGUGAUACCGGAGACAAGGGGUCAAAAGGAGCUUGUGUUGUUUCUUCCCCCUUAGCAAUGGAGAGUUGGAGAAUCAACAGUGAUUCUCCUUCAUCAGCCGUGCAGUCAGUUCGCAAACUUAAGAUGAUUGGAAUACCGCUUUUUCUAAGACGUUCUGGACCAGUGAUUGGUAGUUGGAUUCGAGAUUCCGCGUUGCCUAAUAACUAUUAUGUGACUUAUGACUUCUAUGGGAGUUAUGUGUAUCAAUACACAUCUACUGAAAACUUUAAGUCAGACAAGAUUGAUAGAACACAUGAUUUGCGACGUUAUCAUUACUAUGGGAAUAGUCACGUGGUGUUUAAUGGUUCUUUAUACUAUCAUAGAUCUGGUGAAAGUACAAUUGUAAGGUUUGACUUGACACAUGGAGCCAUUAGCACGGUCCAAAAAAUACAUGGUGCGUCUUACAAUGAUAGUAACUAUUUAUAUGCUAAAAGUCAUGUGUAUUUUGACCUAGAAUUUGACGAAAAUGGAUUAUGGGCCAUAUAUAGAAAGCCACGUGAUGAAAAAGGAUUACAUAUCAUGAAAAUUGAUCCCUUGACAAUGCAGAAUAUAAAAACAUGGCGUCUUGAAGUUGAUCCAACAGAAUACGGAAAUGGAUUCAUUGCAGGUGGUAUUCUGUAUUUGGUUAGAGACAUCACUAAGACGAAAUCAACACUUGAUUAUGCUUAUGAUCUAUACACAGAUAAACAAUACAAAGUUCCAACUCCAAUGUUCAGAAAUCCAUACAAGUACAACACAAUGAUCAAUUACUUUCCUAGAAAUAACGCCAGAGAUAGUCGAUUACUCGCCUGGGAUAACGGCGUACAGAUGGAAUAUGCACUCCUUUUUUGAAACACAUAGUCUAUUAAAGCAUGUAAAUAAUCCUUUAUUCAUACAGGUGCACUUUUCGAUUUUGUUUUACUCAAAUAAAUUUACGACAACAAGAUAACAACAAAUAAAACUAUUUAGAAUUGCACCAGAUAUUUAAUUAGAUUAUUUUUUAUAUAUAAAUAUGUUGAACUAUAAACCAUGGGGAAAGUAAACUUUUUGAUUCAAAUGUAUAAAGAUUGUUAAUGGCUUGGUUGUAUGCAUUUUUUUUAUAUAAUGUGAUGAUUUGCAUUUAUUUAAUCAUGAAAUGUGAUUUUUUUUCUGCAUAUUAUACGAGAUGCUUAUUGAAAUAUUUCUAUUCAUUUGAUUGUUUUUUAUGUAAUAAAUUUUAUAAAAACAGAAAGAAUAGUGUGUUUGCCUGUACAUCAUUAUCCAAACAAUAAGUUAUAAUUUUGCUGGAGUUUCUCAUCGACCAUAUUGUUAACUUUGGAGCUAAGGUUUUCCAGUCAUUGCUAUAGGUGCCAGUGUAUACCUGUCCUGGUCGACCUUAUCUUUCUUGUAAAAAAAACAAGAAUAUCAAAGAAGAUAAUUUAAACAUAUUAUAUGUAUAUUGCUGAUGUUCUUUCCAUUAUCAUUCGAAACCUUUUUGAGUUGGUCUUAUAGUAAAUAUCCUCCCGACAUAGAGAUGAAAGACACUACAGAUACAGCUUCAUCAUUUAGAUAUAUUCAGGGAAUUUGCUUCAACGGUCAUCUCAGAAUCUAAAUCCCUCAUGCACAAUAUUAUUAUAAUUUAGAAAUUAUAUAUUUUCCUCACUCUUAUCACCAUUAAAACAAUUUUCCCCGCGUAUAGACAAUACAUUUCUAAACUCACACGUGUUCCCCCGCGUAUAGACAAUACAAUUCUAAACUAACACGUGUUCCCCGCGUAUAGACAAUACAUUUCUAAACUCACAGUGUUCCCCCGCGUAUAGACAAUACAAUUCUAAACUCACACGUGUUCCCCGCGUAUAGACAAUACAUUUCUAAACUCAGUGUUCCCCCGCGUAUAUACAAUACAUUUCUAAACUCACACGAUAUUCAAGAACACUUGCAGAAGCUUCUUAGACUUUUUUAAAAUGUUGUCGGUGUAUAA
Mytilus trossulus (common blue mussel) is the source of this 3209-nucleotide messenger RNA. RefSeq names its product collagen alpha-1(XXV) chain-like. Gene Ontology annotation, biological process: signal transduction. Lineage: Eukaryota; Metazoa; Mollusca; Bivalvia; Mytilida; Mytilidae. Bases 323 to 2101 code for a protein of 592 amino acids. Gene Ontology annotation, cellular component: extracellular matrix. The transcript is spliced from 12 exons. The record is from RefSeq and is a predicted model, not a curated record.